Molecule: messenger RNA, 1821 nt
Organism: Trichoderma harzianum CBS 226.95
Lineage: Eukaryota; Fungi; Ascomycota; Sordariomycetes; Hypocreales; Hypocreaceae
Exons: 3
Coding region: 7-1821 (604 amino acids)
Source: RefSeq, a predicted model, not a curated record
CAAGACAUGGCCGAAUCCAGCAUCUGGCGGCUUCGCUGGAACAGGGCCAUUGCUCAGGGGGCCGGAUACCUGCUUGUCGCCAUCAUCUGCCUGGCGAGCGAGCUGCUGAUUUGGGUCCUGAGCCGGACGCUGGCGGCGGCGAGGCUGGAGUUCUUCUCGACCAUUGUGGGCAUGGCGGUGCUUUUUGCGUUGAGCACGGCGAGCUGGGUGAUGUGGAAGAAGACGGACGACUUCUAUCGGAGGUGGCUCAAGACAAGGGUUGACUUUAUCAAUGCUCACCUCGGGGUGGGAUUCUCGGUUCCCAUGAUUAUGCUGGAUCAGGAUGAGAUGCUCAAUGGCGGCGAGAUUGGGCGCGUCAUUUGCUCAUUCAUUGCAACCAACAUCGUCUCUUGGGUGGCAGUAUUCCUCCUCUCCGUGGUGGCAAUUGGUGGAGUUGCAAAACUAACCUCGCAGUCGCCCUCAAGGAAAGGCUCAAUUUGCUCCAAGAAAAGUAUUGCCCCGUCGUCAACAGAUGACAGGGUCAGCUCAACCGAGUUUGAAUAUGAUGCUGAAAUCAAGAGAACAAGAUGCAGCCAAGGUGGUUCCUCCUCGUCUAGCCCCCAGGCUUCAGACACUGAGAAACAAACCCCCGCUCCAGAUCAAGAGACCUCAAACAAUGAGCACCCCGAGCCAUGUUAUCAUGACGAAUCUUCUUCCUGGGGCUUUUUUACAAGACACUUCCCAAUCCUACUGUCGUUGACGCUCGGCUUCCUCGUCGGCAUACCGCUUACGAUUACCAUGCACGAGGAGCGUUUCUUCGAUAGCUUCACACUAUGGUUCAUCUGGAUAUCCUCUGUCAGGUCCCAACGGGCUUUCAAGAAAUCUCAAAUAUGCACCUUUUCCACCACCCUGAAGCGAGGCUUGGCGACACUGAUGAACCCCGUCCUGCUAACCACCUUGUUCAUGACGGGAUACACACGAGCAAAGGCUUCUAUUCUAGGACCAGGAGGCCUUGCCAGGACUUUGAAAAAGUUUAGUGGAGGCAGUCCUCUCUAUGCGCUUUGGACAGCUGCCAUCAGCAACACACCUCUACCUAACAACCCUUCAGGCUGGUACGGCGCGGGCGACGCUGCCCUCUCCAUACUCGAGUGCGGCAUCCUCGUCUGGGGCUUCAAGCUCUCAGAAUGCCGUCGCCAGAUUUUCAGCACUGCCGGCCUUCUCGCCAUCAUACUCUGCACCAUUGCCGCAGCGGCAAACACGUUUCUCUCCGUUCUCGUCAGCCGUGCCAUAGGCCUUCGCGCUUCUGAGGCGCUCAGCUUCGCCGCUCGCAGCACAACUCUGGCCUUAGCGAAGCCUGCCACGGAGGCCAUUGGGGGGAACAGUCCCGUGAAUGCAAUGCUCGUGGUGAGUAACGGCAUACUGGGACAGCUCGUAUACCCCUUUAUCCUAGACAAGCUAGGCGUAAGCAACCAGGACGGCGAUAUUGUAGUCGCCACAGACACUCAAGACUCAGCGACAGAUGAAUCGACACCCAUACAAACACUUUCCAGUCGCAACCCCAUCUCUUCCAGCAUUGACAGCAGCUCCGAUCCCGUCCCCUUCCCCCUAAUUCCCAAGUCAUGGCAUCAAAAUAUCUCAACAGCCGAUAGCCCCGUCACCGUUGCUGCGGGCAUUGCCAUUGGCAUCAAUGGCGCCGCCAUGGGCGUGUCCUACCUCUACGAAACAAGAAGCCGUGCAGCGCCAUACGCAGCCCUCUCCAUGAUGGUCUUUGGCGUCAUGACGGUGGUAUUUACCACUGUGGAGCCAUUCAAGAGCACGCUCAUCAGCCUGGCGAGCCGGUGA